AACCAACCAUGAAACAAUCCAAGAAGCAAAGCACGUCGGAAACUUGCAAUAUUCAUUCAAAAAAUCAUACUAGUAUUCCAGGAUCAUGGUUAGUUUACGCAAAAGGGUAUUGCUAGAAUGGUGCCUUUGGUUUGAAAGUUUUUAAAGCAUUUUAAUUUGACUAGUAUUCUAUUUGCUUUUUUGUCACAAUUCAUACCGUUCUGUUACAUAAAGUCAAAGGAAAGGAGUGUUUUAAGAUAGAGGAACAGUCUAAAAUGCUUGCAAAGUGAAACAAGAGAAUGAUUUCCGAUUUUCUACGGCGCUGCAAUUUUGCCAGGAUGUUGUUUUCCAAGGCCAUGAUUCUGCUAUCGGCUGUUCUAGCCUUGAGUUGGAUCGGAACACAUAAACUUGAGGCCGCCAUGCUGCCUGAAGAUGAGGUGAAUGUUCUGAAUCAAAUUGCCAGAACGAUGGGAGCUACAAACUGGACUUUUGAUGGAGACGAUUGCCAAAAGAAUGACACACCCAGGGUAGAAAGAGGAUUCGUGCCUGAGAAAAACGUUACUUGCCACUGCGAGAAUGAAACCUGCCACGUAACUCAUUUAGCAUUUAAGCGUCAGAACCUUCCAGGUGCACUUCCAUCUGAACUUGUACACCUUCCUUACCUCAAAGAGAUUGAUUUUGCAUAUAACUACCUGAGUGGUUCAAUACCAUCUGAAUGGGGUUCGAUGCAGUUGGAGAAAAUCUCUGUCUUUGGAAACCGAUUAUUGGGGAGAAUUCCAAGCUCUCUGGGGAACAUUAGCACCCUUAAGUACUUGGACCUCGAAGUAAACAACUUUUCUGGACAAGUCCCCCGAGAGUUCGGGAAGUUGUUCAACUUGGAAACUUUAAGAUUGUCCUCCAACAGAUUGACUGGAAAUUUGCCAUCAGAACUUGCUGAUCUGAAGAACUUAACAGACUUUAGGAUAAAUGACAACAACUUGAAUGGCAGUAUACCAGAUUUCAUUCAUAACUGGAACAAACUUGAUAGACUGGAAAUGCAAGGCAGUGGACAUGAAGGACCUAUUCCAUCAUCCAUUUCUGCUUUGGAAAACUUAGAAAUUUUGAUAAUAAGUGACAUAGAUGGAACAAGUCAGCCUUUUCCAGAUCUAAGGAACAUGACGCGCAUCAAGCGAAUAAUUUUGAAGAAAUGCAACAUUUCUGGACAGAUCCCUGAAUAUGUCUGGGACAUGAGUGACUUGCGUAUUCUGGAUCUCAGUUUCAACAGCUUAAAUGGAGUCCUUGAACAUGUCAUACCCCCUGGAAACUUCAAAUUCCUCUUUUUAACUGGCAACAAUCUGAGCGGAAAUAUACCACAGUCAAUUUUGAGGACAGGAAUCACUGUGGAUCUUUCCUACAAUAGUUUCGCAUGGCAAAGUCCUCAGCAGCCUGCUUGUCGGCAACUGAGUAAUAUUAAUUUGUUCCGCAGUUCUUCAUCAACAAACCUAGAUGAAAUUUUUCAAUGCAAGAACGAUUUCCAAUGUGAAGAACAUUCACACUCUUUGUACCUAAAUUGUGGUGGUGAUGAUGUGAAAAUAGACGGAAAAACUUAUAUAGGAGAUAGAACUUUUGGUUCUGGUGGUGCUGCAACGUUAUAUCGAAACGAUGAUAACUGGGGAUUUAGUAGCACUGGAGACUUCAGAGAAGAUAACGAUGAACUGAACUUACAGUCACGUUUUAUUGCAACUGUUCAGUCACCCAACAAUCUCUCGGAUUUAUACACUACAGCACGCCUCUCUCCUCUUUCGCUUACUUAUUAUCAAUAUUGUUUAGAAAAUGGGAACUAUACUCUGACUCUACACUUUGCGGAGAUUCAAUUCUCAAAUAAUGCAACCUAUGGAAGCCUUGGAAGGCGAAUGUUUGAUAUUUAUAUUCAGGAUGAGCUAAUCGAGCAGGAUUUCGAUAUAGAAGCUGAAGCUAAAGGGGUUCUUACCCCGUACACAAGAUCAUAUAACGUUAGUGUAACAAAUGGUAGAAUAGAGAUCCGCUUCUACUGGGCUGGCAAAGGAACUCAAGCAAUUCCUGACAGAGGAACCCAUGGUCCACUCAUUUCAGCAAUCUCCUUGGAGAAUCCCAAUUUCAAACAUCGUGAUGCAGGGAAGAAAACGAAUGUUGUGCCAAUCGUUGUUGGUGUCCUAGGAGCAUUUACCAUAUUCUUGGCAUCAGGUAUCCUCUGGUGGAGAUACUAUUUCAAAGCCAAGAGCCGGCGAGAAAAAGAUCUUGAAGGACUAGAUGUUCAAACCGUUUCUUUCACUUUAAAGCAGAUUAAGGCUGCCACCAACAAUUUUGAUUCUGCAAACAAGAUUGGAGAAGGUGGAUUUGGACCUGUUUACAAGGGCCAGCUUGCUGAUGGUACAAUAAUUGCUGUGAAGCAGCUAUCUUCAAAAUCAAGUCAGGGAAAUCGUGAGUUCAUGAACGAGAUAGGCAUGAUUUCAUGUUUGCAACAUUCCAAUCUUGUAAAGCUUUACGGAUGCUGCAUUGAAGGGGAUCAAUUGUUGCUUGUAUACGAGUACCUCGAAAAUAACAGCCUUUCUCGAGCCUUGUUUGGCUCAGAAAAGAGUCAAAUGAACCUGGAUUGGCCUACCAGGCACAAGAUUUGUACGGGAAUAGCAAGAGGUUUAGCAUUUCUCCAUGAAGAGUCUAGACUCAAAAUUGUUCACAGGGACAUCAAAGGUACCAAUGUUCUGCUUGAUAGAGACCUCAAUCCUAAAAUAUCCGACUUUGGAUUGGCCAAGCUUCAUGAAGAGGAAAAGACCCACAUCAGCACACGAGUUGCCGGAACAAUAGGAUAUAUUGCGCCCGAGUAUGCACUGUGGGGAUACUUGACGUACAAGGCAGAUGUUUACAGUUUUGGAAUUGUGGCAUUGGAAAUUGUCAGUGGGAAGCACAAUAUGACUUAUGGACCAGAGAAUAAAUAUACUUGCCUUCUUGAUUGGGCCUGUAAUUUACAGCAAAAUCGAAAGCUCUCGGAGUUGGUAGAUGAAAAGCUGGGAACUGAAUUUAAUAAGGCAGAAGCAGAAGCAAUGAUUAAAAUAGCUCUUUUAUGCACAAAUGGUUCACCUUCUCUAAGGCCGAUGAUGUCUGAAGUAGUGGGCAUGUUAGAAGGAAAAAUAAUCGUUCCGGAAUCCGUCCCUGAUCCAGGUAGUUACAGUCAAGAUUUGAGGUUUAAAGCCAUAAGAGAUCAUCAUAAGUCUAUGAAUAGUCAGAAUUUGGGAGGAAGUCAGGUGAAUAGUUCAACAUCAGCAGGGUCCAGGAUUGAAGCUUCUUCUGAUUAUGCCUACGAACGCAAUGAAAUCAUUGAAUUCAAAGCCAUGGAAAGCCAGAUAUCAACAUCAGUCCCAUCAUGGACUGGCUCUUCAAUAAUGUCUGUAUCUUCACAUGAUUUUUACGACCUCCAUCCACGUUCGUAUUCCAAUGGGAGGUCUCAGGUGGACCUGCUCGAAUUUUCUGUGAUCACCCAGCCAUUAUUUAUUUACGUAUCACAACUCAGGAAAAAGUGUAGGGUCCCAGAAAUUUUCAGGAAGAUGUCCGAACAAGUUAUGUUUUCAAAUGUCAAAAGCAAUGUGCCUAAAAUGGAUGGUCUCUUUUUUUUCUUUGCUGCGAAGAUGUUCUUCCCUAAAGCCACCACACUUCUGCUAUCAGUUGUUCUUGCUUUCAGUUGGUUAGACACGAACAAGCUUGAUGCUGCUAACCUGCCUCAAGAUGAGGUGAAUAUUCUGAACCAAAUUGCCAGAACGAUGGGAAAUAGCGACUGGAAUUUCGAUGCCGACGUUUGCAAUGUUACCGAGAAUGUGGACAGGGACACGGGUUCCGAGAAAAACAUUUCUUGCACCUGCCAAAAUGGAACCUGCCACGUUACACAUGUAAUAUUCAAGCUUCAGAGCCUUCCAGGAGUACUUCCAACUGAACUUGUAAAUCUUCCUUACCUCAAAGUGAUUGAUCUUGCAUACAACUAUCUAAAUGGGUCAAUUCCGCCUGAAUGGGCUUCAAUGCAGCUUGAGUUCAUCUCUGUCUUUGGAAACCGAUUAUCUGGGAAUAUUCCAACUUAUUUGGGAAACAUUAGCAGCCUUACAUACUUGGACCUUGAAGCAAAUCAAUUUUCAGGAGAAGUUCCUCCAGAGAUUGGGAAGUUAGUUAACUUGAGAACUUUGAGAUUGUCGUCAAACAGACUGACUGGAAAUUUGCCCGUGCAACUUGCUCAACUGAAAAACUUAACAGACUUUAGGAUAAAUGACAACAACUUUAAUGGGAGUAUACCAGAUUUCAUUCAGAACUGGAAGAAUCUUCAAAGAUUAGAAAUGCAAGCUAGUGGACUUGAAGGUCCAAUUCCAUCAUCCAUCUCUGCUUUGAGAAACUUAAUAACCUUGAUAAUCAGUGAUAUAAAUGGAACAAAUCAGCCUUUUCCUGAUCUUUGGAACAUGACAGGAAUCAAUCGGAUAAUAUUGAAGAAAUGCAACAUUAUUGGGCAAAUCCCACAAGAGAUCUGGCAACUGAGUAAAUUACGCGUUUUAGAUCUCAGUUUUAACAGUUUGAGUGGGGAACUUAUCAAAGUCACUCUCCCUCUGUAUUUAAAAUUCCUCUAUCUGACGGGCAACAAGCUCAGUGGAAAUAUACCAGCGUCAAUCUUGCAGACAGGACUUGCCGUGGAUCUUUCCUACAAUAAUUUCACAUGGCAAAGCCCUGAGCAGCCUGCUUGUACACGGAAAAUGGACAAUAUAAAUUUGUUUCGCAGUUCUUCAACAGAAUACCUGAGAAGAGGAGUUAUUCCAUGCACGAGUGAUUUCAAAUGUCAGCAAUAUUGGCAUUCUAUGUAUAUCAAUUCUGGUGGAGAUAAUGAUGUGAAAAUAAAUGGGACAAUGUAUGUAGGAGAUGCGAAAUCUGGUUUAGGUGGUGCUGCAACGUUAUAUCGGAACAAUGAUAACUGGGGUUUUAGUAGCACUGGAGACUUCAGGGAUGACAAUGAUGAACUGAAUGCAGCAUCACGUUAUCUAAAGCAGUCAGCAAGCAUGCCUAAUCAGUUAUAUGCCACAGCACGUCUAUCUCCACUUUCACUUACUUAUUAUCGAUAUUGUUUAGAGAAUGGGAGCUAUACGGUGAGACUACACUUUGCGGAGAUCGAGAUCACAAAUAACACAAGAUAUGCAAGACUUGGAAGGCGCAUUUUCAACAUUUAUAUACAGAAUGAGCUGGUGGAAGAAGACUUCAAUAUAGAAGCUGAAGCUGGUGGAUUUCUUACCCCACUAACAAAACACUAUAAUGUCAAUGUAACGAAUGGUGAAAUAGAGAUCCACUUCUAUUGGGCUGGAAAAGGGACUCAAGCAAUUCCUAGUCGAGGAGUCCAUGGCCCCCUCAUAUCAGCCAUCUCACUCGAUCCCAAUUUCAAACCUCAGCAUGCAGAGAAGAAAACAAAGACUUUGCCAAUUGUUGUUGGUGUCCUGGGAUCAUUUCUCAUAUUCUUGGUAUCGGGUGUCCUUUGCUGGAGAUACUAUUUCAAAACCAAGAGCCGGAGAGAAAAAGAUCUUAAGGGACUAGAUCCUCAAACAGUUUCUUUCACCUUAAAACAGAUCAAGGCUGCCACCAACAAUUUUGAUUCUGUAAACAAGAUUGGAGAGGGUGGAUUUGGGCCUGUUUACAAGGGUCAGCUAGCUGAUGGAACAAUAAUUGCCGUCAAGCAGCUCUCUUCAAAGUCAAGUCAGGGAAAUCGUGAAUUCUUGAAUGAGAUGGGCAUCUUUUCAUGUUUGCAACACCCCAAUCUUGUAAAGCUUUAUGGAUGCUGUAUCGAAGGGAAUCAACUGUUGCUAGUAUACGAGUACAUGGAAAAUAAUAGCCUUUCUCGGGCUUUGUUUGGACCAGAAUACUCACGAAUAAAUCUGGAGUGGCCUACAAGGCACAAGAUUUGUGUUGGAAUAGCUAGAGGUUUAGCGUUUCUCCAUGAGGAGUCUAGACUCAAAAUUGUGCACAGAGACAUCAAAGCUACAAAUGUUCUUCUUGAUAGAGACCUCAAUCCUAAAAUAUCUGACUUUGGAUUGGCCAAGCUUCAUGAAGAGGAAAAAACUCACAUCAGCACACGAAUUGCUGGAACAAUAGGAUAUAUUGCACCAGAGUAUGCACUGUGGGGUUAUUUGACCUACAAGGCAGAUGUUUACAGCUUUGGAAUUGUGGCAUUGGAGAUUGUCAGUGGAAAGCAUAAUAUGAAUUAUGGGCCAGACGACAAACAUACUUGCCUUCUAGAUUGGGCCUGUCAUUUACAACAAAGUGGAAAGCUAUUAGAGUUAGUGGAUAAUAAGCUGGGAUCUGAAUAUAAUAAAUCAGAAGCAGAAGGGAUGAUUAAAGUAGCUCUUUUAUGCACAAAUGCUUCACCUUCUCUGAGGCCAACAAUGUCCCAAGUGGUGGAAAUGCUGGAAGGAACAAUUGCCAUUCCCGAUGCAGUCCCUAACGCGAGUAGUUACAGUGAGGAUUUAAGGUUUAAAGUCAUCAGAGACCAUCGUAGCUCUAUAUAUAGUCAGAAUUUUGGAGAAAGUCAGGGACCUAGUAUGACAUAUUCAGGAUCUCAAUUCGAAUCUUCCUCUACUUCUGCUCUUAACAUCAAUGAAGCCAACGAGGAGUCUUAAAUCCACAGACGAACACUUUUUUGGGCUA
Messenger RNA from Theobroma cacao (cacao), 6654 nucleotides. Its product is annotated as putative leucine-rich repeat receptor-like serine/threonine-protein kinase At3g14840. Lineage: Eukaryota; Viridiplantae; Streptophyta; Magnoliopsida; Malvales; Malvaceae. Gene Ontology annotation, molecular function: ATP binding; protein binding; protein serine/threonine kinase activity. The record is from RefSeq and is a predicted model, not a curated record. Gene Ontology annotation, biological process: protein phosphorylation.